AUGUCUGAGCUCCGCAGGACAAUGGACUGGAUAUCCGAGGCCGACUUUGAAAUCAAACUCAUUGUGGCUGGGAACCACGAUAUUACGCUAGAUCCGGAAUUUUAUGCACAGCACGGGCAGGGCCUUCAUGGUGACCAACUUGAAGAUCCACGACAAUGCGUUGAGGUUAUCACCAGGUGGAAGCCUUCGGUCCAACUGCUUCAACACCAGGCAGCUACCAUCCGAUUAACCCGAGCCGAUGGCCCAAAGACAUCAUUCAAGGUGUUCGGAUCUCCAUAUUCCCAGUUUCAGGGCAACUGGGCUUUUGGAUACGAAUCAAGCAAGGCGAAAGCGCUCUGGGAUUCAAUACCCCUGGACACCGACAUUAUCGUGACGCAUACGCCACCGCGCUCUCACUGCGACCAGAAGCCGAAUGGAAAGUUCGUCGGGUGCGACGCGCUUCGCCGGGCUCUCAACCGCGUCAGGCCACCGUUGGCUAUAUGUGGCCAUGUGCAUGAAGGACGAGGCUACGAGAUAAUCCGCUGGCAGCCCGCGCUUAUCAGAGCAAGGCCUGAUGCUGACGGCGUCGAUGGUUUCACUCGGGGCGUUCUGCCUUCCACUGGAAGUAAAAAGCAGAGCCUUGUCGACCUCACGGAUAAACGGGGCCCACGCCUGGACAACGAGGGAUUUUCAUGCUCGUUGCCGGCCUCUGCCAGUCCGAUGUCACCAUCCGGGGUGUCAGCGGUCUCUGGGCAGGGCUGUGCUCCGUCUGUGAGCGCUGCUGAUACCCAUGGGCUCGAUCAGGCCCUGCACACGCUGAGAAAGGAAACGUGCAUCGUCAAUGCUGCCAUCGUUGCCACUAGCUGGCCGCAUCGGGGAGGCAAACGGUUCCAUGCGCCGAUAGUGGUCGACUUGGAACUGCCAGUCUGGCAAGAUAUGGCCGCCGCUGAAUCACAACGCAUCUGA
This is a messenger RNA of Penicillium maclennaniae, 945 nucleotides long. RefSeq lists its product as uncharacterized. The transcript is spliced from 2 exons. Lineage: Eukaryota; Fungi; Ascomycota; Eurotiomycetes; Eurotiales; Aspergillaceae. Gene Ontology annotation, molecular function: hydrolase activity. The record is from RefSeq and is a predicted model, not a curated record. Bases 1 to 945 code for a protein of 314 amino acids.